Molecule: messenger RNA, 2246 nt
Organism: Cynocephalus volans (Philippine flying lemur)
Lineage: Eukaryota; Metazoa; Chordata; Mammalia; Dermoptera; Cynocephalidae
Gene: SNAPC5
Product: small nuclear RNA activating complex polypeptide 5
Exons: 3
Coding region: 57-350 (97 amino acids)
Biological process (GO): transcription initiation at RNA polymerase III promoter; transcription by RNA polymerase II
Cellular component (GO): nucleus
Source: RefSeq, a predicted model, not a curated record
UCAUCACCCAGCGCCGGGCCGACGGCUGAGCGGAGGGCGGCGAGUGACAAGGGAGGAUGCUGAGCCGGCUUCAGGAGCUGCGCAAAGAGGAGGAGACACUGCUGCGGUUGAAGGCGGCCCUGCACGACCAGCUGAACCGCCUCAAGGUUGAAGAAUUGGCCCUCCAAUCAGUGAUUAGUUCUAGAAGAGGGGAUGAGAUGCUGUCUUCUCAACCUGCACCUGAACAAUCACACGACAUGUUGGUGCAUGUAGACAAUGAAGCAUCAAUCAACCAAACUGCACUGGAGUUGAGUACAAGGAGUCAUGUGACAGAAGAGGAAGAAGAGGAGGAAGAAGAAUCAGAUUCCUAAAAGGGGGAAAGAGCCAGGGUUAGUUAUACAAAUUAAAUUUGUAAGUCUCAGGCACUUUCCCUUUUCAACAAAAUCAUCUUGCCGUGGGCCCUAUGGCUUGCUUGAAAGGGAAGAAAGAACUGUAGGAGGAUGUAUAGUUGUAAAAAUGUCUACAUCCAUAACUCAAGCUUCAGAAUGUUUUUACAAAAAUGAGUGAUAUACAGACAAUCAAAGAUGUUGUGGUGUCUUAGCAUUGAGCAAUAUGGGUGGUGCUGUGUCUGCAAUCUGGUCAGAUUCAGUAACUGUUCACAAUUUCCUCUGAAAUACUGAGAAAGUCUGGCAUUUGCAAAAAGGGCAGAGUUUAAGUACAAGACAGCCUUUCUAGUUAACAAUGCCUCUUUUUAAGAAAAGCAAUUAAGAGGCUGUUUGCAUGCCAUUGAACCCUUGUGAGCAGAGUUAGGCCACAGUCUAGGACAGCAAGAUGACAAGGGGAAAGACAGACGGCUACCCGAGAGCACAAGCUGUUGCCACUUUUCAAAAGCAUUGUAACACACUCCUUACUAUAGAUUGCUUUGUAUGGCUGUUAUCAUGCCUAGCCUGAGACAUCACUGGUAGCAUGUGAUUAGAAAUAAAACAUAAAUAGCCUUCAUGGAGCUUGCUGGUCUCCAUAUACCCACAGAGAAAAGAAUCAGUUCCUCCUUGGAGGAAAACAUACAGCAGGAUGGUUUAAAACCCAUUUCUGGUCCUUAGAGAGGAAGUGUGCCAUGCUAGAGGUUGGAUUUUUAUAAUAAAGACAUGACAGCUGCAGAAUAAGAGUUGUUGACACUUAGUAUGUGAAGUUGAGAUUAAUUUUUGCAUAUAGUACCUUUUCUGCUGAAUAUGCAGUUAUAUAAGUAAUUGUUUAGUUUUAUAAAAUUCAUUUCCCCUGCCCAAGCAACAGAAAAGGCAAAAUACAAAGAACCUCCUCAGCAGACUUACGUAACUGUUCCAGAAAAAGACAUGGAUACGUUUUUUUGUUAACGUUUCAUUAAAGUUAUUUUGAGCUAUUCUUACAGGAAAUAGCCAGAAGUUUAAAUGAGCAUGUUCUUUGAAACACAAAAUGUAAAGACAGUUUUGGAACAAAAAGCAUCAAGGUAUAUACAUUUUGGGGAUCCAAUUUAAGAUAUGAGUAUGGGUUUUUAAGAGCUGGAAACAUUGGCUGUGAAUCCUAGCUCUACCACUAACUGAUCAAUUGCCCUCCCACCUCUUUGCAACUCUCACUUUCCCAUCUGUAAAAUGAGGAUAGUUACAUCUGCUCUAGCAAUUUCACAGGUUGCUGUGAGGUACUAAUGAGAUACCAUUUAGAAAUCCAACUAUUAUUGAUGUCUAUCAGUAAAGGAAGUUUGAGGAAGGAAUUUGGCAUGGGGUACUCAAAACACUGCAAGACUGAUACAGGGACAUCAUUCUUGAAAACAAGAUCAUUAUCUUGGUAAGAAUUACUGGAAAAAUCUCUUGAUUCUAAAAAUGCAGUACCUUUGAAUGUGAAUAGAGAAUUUAAAGCAUGACUCACACAGGGUGUGAGAAGGGUACAGGUGUUAAAACUCAGCCUGAAUGUUUGUAUGUUAAAAACAUAUAAGUUGAACUGUUGACUUAGAACAGCUGUUGGCCUUACAGUGAGGAAAAAUGAUUGAGUAGUUUAGGUGGCAGUAUAUACAACACUGACCAGUUGUGGUUUUUUUGAUCGGUAAAGGGAUCACAAUCCUCAGCACGGUGUGGUCUGCACCACACUCAGCCAGUGAGUGCACUAGCCAUCCCUACAAGGGUCCGAACCCACAGCCUCGGUGCUACUAGCGCUGCACUCUCCCCAGUGAGCCACGGGGCCGGCCCAACACUGACCAGUUUUUAAAAUCUUGGCUAUACCCCAAGCUCUGGUAGCUC